GUAGCACGUGCAUGCGUGAUUGGGCUCGGACGGAUGAUGCCGAGCAACCGCUUGUCAAAUUGGUACCACUGCUUUGUCCUGGCACCGCCAAUUCAACUGCCCAGGUAUCUAUCGAGCGUGUCGGAACGAAUGGCCAGGAUUCGGCCGAGCCUGCCGAUUCCAACAUGGAACUUCCGGUGAAUGCUGAUCCACAGAUUUUUUUUCAGCAGGGCCACAAUUCGUCCAGCUCCAGAUCCCGAUGGUCUGGCAAGGGGGACACCACCAAUGUUCCACCAGUACCGAAUUGGUUUCAGGUGUACGACAAGAAUAAGGCACCCUUGCCAAAGGAGUCCCCGCGUUUUGAUGAGGUCUCCACCAUGGCAACUCCACGAGAACAGGUCGGAGGUGAAUUUCGCACCCCAGGACCUACACCACGGAAAGAUUUCAAGGCGAGAGAGUCGCCCUUGGCUCCCGCUCUAGAUGAGGGCAGACGCGAAGGGGAGAUGCAUUACGAAGGUACUUACCUUGGAACCAUGAAGCAUGGACGAGGGCGUUUGAGAAUGCCGAAUUACGUCUACGAGGGCGAGUUUCAAAACGAUCUCAAGCAUGGGAUCGGCAUCCUUUCAUGGGAUGAUGGCAGACGCUAUGAAGGAGGGUUUCAGCAAGGCCAGUUUCAUGGGGCUGCUGUCAUGCAAUGGCCAGAUGGCCGCCGGUACAUCGGGCAAUACUCGGAGGACCGCAAGCACGGUGAGGGCACCUUCUCCUGGCAGGAUGGACGAAGAUACGAGGGCCAGUGGGUGGCUGGCAAGCGGCACGGCGUUGGCACUUACACCAACGCCAAGGGCUUCACCCGACGUGGCACCUGGCAGCAGGAUAGGCCCAUCAAGUGGGAGGAGCCGACAGAGCAGUCUGUCGCCAUGCCGAUUAAACUGUCAGAGCAAGGCCCAUCCCGCCAACUGGAGACCCUGGCUGCGGAAGAAGAGGUUCUUGAAGUCAGCACAUUGUGA
Messenger RNA from Symbiodinium pilosum, 986 nucleotides. NCBI's taxonomy places the organism in Eukaryota, Dinophyceae, Suessiales, Symbiodiniaceae. The record is from the annotation of a GenBank genome assembly.